Messenger RNA from Diplodia corticola, 480 nucleotides. RefSeq lists its product as uncharacterized. Lineage: Eukaryota; Fungi; Ascomycota; Dothideomycetes; Botryosphaeriales; Botryosphaeriaceae. The coding region runs from base 1 to 480 and encodes 159 amino acids. The transcript has 2 exons. The record is from RefSeq and is a predicted model, not a curated record.
AUGGACGCCGCUGACGACGAAUUGCAAGCCAUGCUUGCCGCCAACUUGGAGCGCUUGCAGUUUGUUCUGUUGGCAACUCUUGACAGCGAGUACGGCAGGAGCAUUGUCGAGGACGAACUCGACGAGCUGGACCUUCGCCUCGAGCAGCCGCACAUGGAACAGCAACCAGCCGUUGUCUUGCCUGCCAAAUCUAAAUCUGCAAAACGCAAGAGGUUCGACCGCUGCGAACAGUGCGAGCGAGACUUCGACGUCACGGCCAACGGACACGACCAUUGCGUCUGGCAUUCCGGCUACCUGAUGAUCAACUCGGAAGAGGGCUACUGGUGUGGCGCCGCUGAGGACAUUGACACCCAGGAGAACCGCCAAGAGUUUCCCGAAGCUUUCGUGUGGAGCUGCUGUAAUGAGCAAAGCGAUGCUGAAGGCUGCCUGAUCGGUUAUCACAAAGCUGGCACCGCGUCUCAGAAAAAGUACCGCUCUUGA